AUGGCGAGUAAAGAAGAACAUAACGAUGAUGAGAUCCGUGAACAAGACCGUUUUCUACCUACGGCCAACAUUUCUCGAAUCAUGAAGGUCUCCCUUCCUUCCACUGCUAAAAUUGCAAAGGACGGGAAAGAAACAGUGCAAGAAUGUGUGAGUGAAUUUAUCUCGUUCAUAACGAGUGAAGCCAGUGACAAGUGCCAGCAGGAGAAACGCAAGACCAUUAAUGGAGAUGAUAUUAUUUGGGCCAUGAGUACACUUGGUUUUGAUUCGUACGUUGAGCCACUAAAACUUUACUUGCAAAAAUAUCGCGAGUCCGUGAAAGUGGAGAAGAAUGACAAGAAAGACAAUGUGGGAUCCUUUGGAGCGUCUUCGUAG
Peronospora farinosa is the source of this 372-nucleotide messenger RNA. The record is from the annotation of a GenBank genome assembly. NCBI's taxonomy places the organism in Eukaryota, Oomycota, Peronosporomycetes, Peronosporales, Peronosporaceae.